UACUCAAUGUCGGUUUCCCAGAUAAGCAUCAUUUAAAGACCCAAGCUGCAUCAAGUGACCCUUUUAACGAGGUCAAUGAUUCGUCAACCAUUCGAAAGCUCUGGAGAGACCAAGAGAAAACAUACAAUAACCCACACCUCCCCCACAGUCAUUAUAUAGAAAAGAGAGAAAGUGCCCGGUCCCACCGCGUGGCCCUUUUGUGCUGUUCCUGCAAACGCAGCAGACCUCCUGCUAUAUAGACCCGCGCGCCCAGCCCUACACACCCAACAGCACCAUCCCAUCCGAACCGCCAACACCAGCCAUGGGGAAGAUCACCUUCUAUGAGGACCGUGGCUUCCGGGGCCGCCACUAUGAGUGCAGCAGCGACCACUCCAACCUGCAGCCUUACUUCAGCCGCUGCAACUCUGUGCGCGUGGACAGUGGCUGCUGGAUGCUCUAUGAGCAGCCCAACUUCGGAGGCUGCCAGUACUUCCUGAGGCGUGGGGACUACCCUGACUACCAGCAGUGGAUGGGUUUCAGCGACUCCAUCCGCUCCUGCCGCCUCAUCCCCCACUCCAGCUCUCACAGGAUCAGGAUCUACGAGCGAGAGGACUACAGAGGCCAGAUGGUGGAGAUCACCGACGACUGCUCCCACCUCCAGGACCGCUUCCACUUCAGUGACUUCCACUCCUUCCACGUGCUGGAAGGCUACUGGGUCCUCUAUGAGAUGCCCAACUACCAAGGCCGGCAGUACCUGCUGAGGCCUCAGGAGUACCGGCGCUACCACGACUGGGGCGCCAUGAACCCCAGGGUGGGCUCUCUAAGAAGAAUCAUGGAUUUCUAUUGAAAUUUCUUACUCUGCCCUUUCAUCAUUUGGAAGUUAAUAAAAUAUUUCCUGUGUGUUCCAUGCA
This is a messenger RNA of Peromyscus maniculatus bairdii (prairie deer mouse), 890 nucleotides long. RefSeq names its product gamma-crystallin E-like. Gene Ontology annotation, biological process: lens development in camera-type eye; visual perception. Gene Ontology annotation, molecular function: structural constituent of eye lens. Lineage: Eukaryota; Metazoa; Chordata; Mammalia; Rodentia; Cricetidae. The record is from RefSeq and is a predicted model, not a curated record.